AUGGCGUCGCUGAGUGACAAAUCAGUUUGGGACGAAGUGGAAGACGGAAUCGGUGAAGAGGUAUUAAAAAUGUCCACGGAGGAAAUUGUUCAACGAACUCGACUCCUGGACAGUGAGAUAAAGAUAAUGAAGAGCGAAGUUCUGAGGGUGACCCACGAACUGCAAGCAAUGAAAGAUAAAAUCAAGGAAAACACGGAGAAAAUAAAGGUGAACAAAACCCUACCUUAUCUGGUGUCGAACGUGAUCGAGCUACUCGACGUGGACCCCAACGACCAGGAGGAAGACGGGGCAAAUGUGGACCUGGAUUCCCAGAGAAAGGGAAAAUGCGCCGUCAUUAAGACGUCCACUCGGCAGACCUACUUCCUGCCGGUGAUCGGGUUGGUGGACGCCGAGAAGCUAAAGCCUGGAGAUCUGGUGGGUGUCAAUAAAGACUCCUACUUGAUCUUGGAGACCUUACCCACCGAGUAUGACUCCCGAGUCAAGGCUAUGGAGGUUGACGAGCGCCCCACAGAGCAGUACAGUGACAUCGGAGGUCUGGACAAGCAGAUUCAGGAGCUGGUGGAGGCAAUCGUCCUGCCCAUGAACCACAAGGAGAAGUUUGAAAACCUGGGCAUCCAGCCGCCCAAAGGAGUCCUGAUGUACGGACCACCAGGCACAGGGAAGACUCUCCUAGCCAGGGCCUGUGCAGCUCAGACAAAAGCUACCUUCCUCAAGUUGGCUGGACCACAGCUGGUGCAGAUGUUCAUCGGCGAUGGAGCCAAGUUGGUGAGGGACGCCUUCGCCCUCGCCAAAGAGAAAGCCCCUUCCAUUAUCUUCAUCGAUGAGCUGGACGCCAUAGGUACCAAGAGAUUUGACAGUGAGAAGGCUGGGGACAGGGAGGUGCAGAGGACCAUGUUGGAGCUCCUCAAUCAGCUGGAUGGAUUUCAACCCAACAUGCAAGUCAAGGUGAUUGCUGCCACCAACAGAGUAGACAUCUUGGACCCUGCGUUACUACGAUCAGGCCGUCUGGACAGGAAGAUCGAGUUUCCCAUGCCAAAUGAGGAGGCCAGAGCCCGCAUCAUGCAGAUUCACUCACGUAAGAUGAAUGUCAGUCCCGACGUCAACUAUGAAGAGCUGGCGCGCUGCACCGACGACUUCAACGGCGCCCAGUGCAAAGCCGUGUGCGUGGAGGCGGGUAUGAUUGCACUGCGACGCGGAGCCACGGAGCUGAACCACGAGGAUUACAUGGAGGGAAUCCUGGAGGUGCAGGCCAAGAAAAAGGCCAAUCUGCAGUACUAUGCUUGA
Nerophis lumbriciformis (worm pipefish) is the source of this 1284-nucleotide messenger RNA. The record is from RefSeq and is a predicted model, not a curated record. Lineage: Eukaryota; Metazoa; Chordata; Actinopteri; Syngnathiformes; Syngnathidae.